Molecule: messenger RNA, 2043 nt
Organism: Sphenostylis stenocarpa
Lineage: Eukaryota; Viridiplantae; Streptophyta; Magnoliopsida; Fabales; Fabaceae
Source: the annotation of a GenBank genome assembly
AUGUAUUGUAUCCUAAGGGCUUUCACCGACUGCCUCUCAGAUUCUCUUGCUUGUCUACUCAUCCUCUGUGCUCAUGCCUGCCCUUGUCAAUUACAGUGGUACGCUUCAAGCUUUUUUCUUUUGAUUUUACAUGUUUUUGAGGUUUGUGAUGAUGAACUGUACCCUGGGGGUUCUUUCUGCCCAACUCCAAUGGAAUUGGGUCGCUUGUACUCUACUAUUGGCUCCAAUUUGGAUUUGUACUACCCUCCUAACAAGCGAUCUCGCUCCAUCCUUGAAGCUAUUGAGGGUGAGCAACAUUAUCAAGAGCCUGGUAUUGAGGUUCUUCCGGAUGAAUGCCUCUUUGAGAUAUUCAGACGGCUCCCUAGUGGCAAAGAGAGAAGCUUAUGUGGUUGUGUAUCUAAACGGUGGCUUAUGCUUAUGAGCUCUAUUUGCAAAGAUGAGAUUGAGAGGAUUACUUCGUCUGUUGCUGAAAAGGUUUCUCCAGAUGAGAAUCAAGAUAUUGAAGAUGAUGGCUACCUUACAAGGUGCCUGGAUGGGAAGAAAGCGACUGAUGUCAGGCUUGCUGCAAUUGCAGUUGGGACUAGUUCCCGUGGGGGACUAGGGAAGCUAUCUAUCAGAGGAAACAAUUCUGUGCGUGGUGUCACAAACGUUGGCCUUUCUGCAGUAGCUCAUGGGUGCCCUUCUCUCAGAUCACUUUCUUUGUGGAAUGUAUCUUCCAUUGGGGAUGAGGGUCUGUCUCAGAUAGGAAAAGGAUGUCAUAUGUUGGAGAAGCUUGACUUGUCUCAUUGUUCCUCAAUCAGCAACAAGGGUUUGAUUGCAAUAGCUGAAGGCUGCCCCAACAUGACCACCUUAAAUUUGGAAUCAUGCCCAAAUAUUGGAAAUGAGGGCCUGCAAGCACUUGCAAGGUUAUGCCCCAAGCUGCAGUCAAUCUCUAUCAAGGAUUGCCCUCUUGUUGGGGAUCAUGGAGUCUCUAAUCUGUUGUCCUUGGCUUCCAAUUUGUCAAGGGUUAAGCUUCAGGCCUUGAACAUUACCGAUUUCUCUCUGGCUGUUAUCUGCCAUUAUGGAAGGGCAAUAACAAAUCUGGUCCUCUCUGGUCUCAAAAAUGUCACUGAAAGGGGGUUCUGGGUCAUGGGGGCUGCCCAAGGUCUGCAGAAACUGGUGUCACUUACUGUUACUUCAUGCAGGGGGGUAACUGACACAAGCAUAGAAGCCAUUGGUAAGGGUUGCAUCAACCUGAAGCAGAUGCACCUUCGCAGGUGUUGCUUUGUUACUGACAGUGGAUUGGUAGCAUUUUCCAAAACUGCCGUCUCUCUUGAGAGCUUGCAGUUGGAGGAGUGCAACAGGUUUACUCAGUCAGGGAUUAUUGUCGCUCUUUCAAACAUCAAAACGAAGUUGAGAUCUCUUACCCUCGUGAAGUGCUCUGGAGUUAAAGAUAUCGAUAUGGAAGUAUCUAUGCUCUCUCCUUGCGAGUCUCUUCGAUCUUUAGCCAUUCAGAAGUGCCCUGGUUUUGGUAGUUCUAGCCUGGCCAUGAUUGGAAAAUUGUGCCCCCAACUUCAGCAUCUUAAUCUUUCUGGACUCUAUGGCAUAACUGAUGCUGGUCUUCUCCCCCUUCUGGAGAAUUGUGAGGCUGGACUUGUCAAUGUAAACCUUGCUGGUUGCUGGAACUUGACAGAUAACAUAGUUUCAGCCUUGGCCAGGCUACAUGGUGGAACACUAGAAGUACUAAAUCUGGAUGGAUGCAUGAAAAUUACUGAUGCAAGCUUGGUUACAAUUGCAAACAACUGCCUAGUGCUCAAUGAUCUAGAUGUGUCAAAGUGUGCAAUCACUGAUUCCGGUGUCGCUGUUCUCUCCAGGGCCAGUCUGCUUAGCUUGCAAGUGCUUUCCUUGUCUGGUUGCUCUGAUGUAUCAAACAAGUGUGUGCCUUUCCUGACCAAAUUGGGCCAGACCUUGAUGGGAUUAAAUAUUCAAAACUGCAAUUCACUGAGCAGUAGUACAAUGGAGUUUCUAGUGGAAAAGUUGUGGAGAUGUGAUAUUCUGAUUUAA